GGGCGGAAGCGGAAGCGAGUGAGGAAAGGAUCGAGGAGAGGUCGUUCGCAUGCGCCAUUCGUAAUGUUUACUUCCGCCCGGCCUACUGAAGUGGUGAAGUGUGUGCACGUGUGAUGUGGUGCUCCGUGUUCUUCGCAGAGGCGACCCUAACUGGUGAUUGGGGUGGACAUUAGAAGAAGAUGAGGGGACCGGCGAUGGGGCUGCCUCCGCGGCUGGUGCUGUCAGUGUUGGCGGGCCGCGGCCGGUCUUGCAUUCUGGGGUCCGGAACAGGGACGCGGAAGGACUGGCAAGCGAGGAACCGCCGAGGCUUCUCUGACUUCUCCAUGCAGCCGUUGUCUGACUCUGAUUUCGAGGAGUCGCCCUCAUGGACAUCCAGGAACCGAUCGGAGCCUACGCGUCACAUAGCAUGUAAGAAAGCAGCCAGGAACCUGGUACGAGAUCUGCUGGAGCACCAAAACCCAUCCCAUCAACUUAUUCUAGAGUGCAAUCCAGGUCCUGGAAUCCUGACUGGGGCAUUACUUAAAGCUGGUGCCAGAGUGGUUGCCUUUGAGAGUGAAAAGACUUUUAUUCCACAUUUGGAGUCCUUAAGGAGGAAUGUGGAUGGAGAGCUACAAGUGGUUAACUGUGACUUCUUUAAAAUGGAUCCUAGAUAUCAGGAAGUAAUAAGACCGGAUGUGAAUUCACAUAUAAUUUUUCAGAACCUGGGAAUAAAAGCAGUUCCUUGGUCAGCAGGUGUUCCUAUAAAAGUAUUUGGAAUCUUACCAAAUAAACACGAAAGACGAGUACUUUGGAAAACUCUGUUCGAUCUGUACUCCUGCGAAUCUAUAUACAGAUAUGGACGAGUAGAACUGAAUGUGUUUAUUAGCGAAAAAGAAUUCCGGAAACUAAUAGCGACUCCUAAAAGGCCAGAUUUAUAUCAAGUAUUGGGUGUGCUUUGGCAAGUGGCUUGUGAAAUUAAGUUUCUGCACAUGGAGCCUUGGUCAUCCUUUAGUGUGCACACGGAAAAUGAGCACUUAGAAAAGUCAAAGCACAGGGCAUCAUUAAAUUUACUGAAACAAAACCUUUAUCUUGUUCAAAUAACUCCUCGUAGGACUUUAUUUACAGAAAACCUAAGUCCUUUGAACUAUGAUAUAUUUUUCCACUUGGUAAAGCACUGCUUUGGGAAACGCAAUACCCCAAUAGUACACCAUUUGCGUUCACUGAGUACGGUUGAUCCGAUUAAUAUACUGAGGCAGAUAAGGAAAAACCCUGGAGACACAGCUGCUAAAAUGUAUCCUCAUGACUUCAAAAGACUUUUUGAAGCUAUCGAGCGUUCGGAAGACUCUGUCUUUAAAUGGAUCUAUGACUACUGCUCGGAGGACAUGGAGCUCUAGGAAAAAAGUCUACAAGCCAUGAAUGAGCUGGAGCUGUUUGUUCAUUAAUUUUGAAAUUAUGUGACAAAUGAAAACAAUUUCAAGAAGUUCAUGUCCUUUUAACAGAAGAGAGAUUAUCCUUGUUUGGCACAAAUGAGGCAAAUCAUUUCUUCUCAAGUUGAUACCUUUGAUGCACAGGAAACCAGUGGCUACAAAUUUAGUCAAAGUUAAAUAAAACAAAAACUUGUCAGUUUGACCAGA
Molecule: messenger RNA, 1613 nt
Organism: Arvicanthis niloticus (Nile rat)
Lineage: Eukaryota; Metazoa; Chordata; Mammalia; Rodentia; Muridae
Gene: Tfb2m
Product: transcription factor B2, mitochondrial
Biological process (GO): rRNA methylation; transcription initiation at mitochondrial promoter
Cellular component (GO): mitochondrial matrix
Molecular function (GO): mitochondrial transcription factor activity; rRNA (adenine-N6,N6-)-dimethyltransferase activity
Source: RefSeq, a predicted model, not a curated record